AUGAAGGUGUACUCGCUCUCUGUCAUCCUGGCGCCGCCAUCGGGCCCAUCCACGAUCCUCAGCCAGGGCACGGACCUCUCCCAGUUCUCGUUCUACCAGAAGGGCUCGGUCGCCGAGUUUAUGAACUUCAUGUCCAAGACCGUCGCCGAGCGGACGCCGCAGGGGCAGCGGCAGAGCAUACAGGAGAACAACUACACCGCGCACGUGUACAACCGCGGCGGCGCGGAGCAGCUCGCAGCGGUGAUCAUCACGGAUAUGGAGUACCCCGUCCGGCCGGCGUUCUCGCUGCUGUCGAAGGUGCUGGAUGACUUCAUCGCGAAGGUGCCCCAGUCGGCGUUCGGGAACCCGAGCGCGAUCUCCUUCCCGGAGAUCACGGCGUACGUGCAGAAGUACCAGGACCCGCGACAGGCGGACAGCAUCAUGCGCGUGCAGCAGGAGCUGGACGAGACGAAGAUCGUCUUGCAUAAGACGAUCGAGUCGGUGCUGGCGCGGGGCGAGAAGCUCGACAACCUCGUGGACCGGUCGAACGCGCUCUCCGCGCAGAGCAAGAUGUUCUACAAGACGGCGAAGAAGCAAAACUCGUGCUGCGUGAUCAUGUAG
Molecule: messenger RNA, 600 nt
Organism: Punctularia strigosozonata HHB-11173 SS5
Lineage: Eukaryota; Fungi; Basidiomycota; Agaricomycetes; Corticiales; Punctulariaceae
Product: snare-like protein
Exons: 4
Coding region: 1-600 (199 amino acids)
Biological process (GO): endoplasmic reticulum to Golgi vesicle-mediated transport
Cellular component (GO): Golgi apparatus; membrane
Molecular function (GO): SNAP receptor activity
Source: RefSeq, a predicted model, not a curated record